Messenger RNA from Melitaea cinxia (Glanville fritillary), 987 nucleotides. RefSeq names its product meteorin-like protein. Gene Ontology annotation, molecular function: hormone activity. NCBI's taxonomy places the organism in Eukaryota, Metazoa, Arthropoda, Insecta, Lepidoptera, Nymphalidae. Bases 1 to 987 code for a protein of 328 amino acids. The transcript has 5 exons. The record is from RefSeq and is a predicted model, not a curated record.
AUGGGUCCAGAAGCAGUGUUUUGGACUUUUGUUUUGGGCCUAAUCUACGUUGCGGAGGCGGGAACGAUUGGUGAUCAGUGCGACUGGACUGGCAGCGGCUUGACAUCGAGCGCGGAGCGCGGCGUGACGCCAGUGUACCUCCGCUGCCGGGAGGGCGGCGUGUCGUGGCUGUACCCGCGGGGCGCACUGAGGCUACUCUUCAAGCCGCCGCUGCCGGCCGACGAACGAGACUUUACAGUUUGCAUCCGAGUUAUUCGACGGCCUGACCCGCCUGAUCUCUUCCAUACACUGCGGCAAAACGAAACAGUUGCCGCUGAUCGCUUCCCAGCUCGCAUAUUCGUGGAAGGCGUGCGCAGGCUGGUACCUCUGUACGCUCCCGACGACGGCGACGUCCGCGAGCUGCGAUGUUUCCACAGUCGGAACGGACAAGCCGCGCUCUACGUCGAGGCCGAACCGGAGGACGGACCCAAGAGACGAGUAGCGACCUUUAAAUACGAAGCCAGGCCGCUUGUGAGACGACAUUAUGAUCCCGCUACGGCUGACUGUCGACCUUGUUCCGAUUCGGAACUGGAGUUGGCCUUCUGUACGAGCGAUCUCGUGUCUCGAGGCAUCAUCAUUGGGAGUGAGUUACAUGAGGAAAUGGACGCCACACGUUUGACAUGGCAUCUCACUAAGCUGUUGCGCGUCACGGCCCCUGGAACUGGCGGUGAAACUAUCGACAUCGCCAACACUAGCGACAUCGCCGACAUUGCCAAUGACGUCGACGACAACUACUAUAGGUCCGGGCGGGCGCGGCGCGCGCUGCGGGCGCACGUGCACGUGUCGGCGGCGUGCGGCGCGGAGGCGGGCGCGGGCGAGUUCCUGCUGAUGGCGCGGCGCCGCCUCGGCCGCUACGCGCUCGCGUGCGCGCCGCGCCUGCGCGACUGGCGCGCGCUCGUGCGCCGCCGCGCCGCCGACGGCUCCGCGCACUGCCAGCUGCACUACUGA